AUGGCUCUUCCCGUUAAAGACUCGGACCCCCCUCAGGGGUCCAACUCCACAAUAGGUCGACCCAACGCUAAUCCCAUAGCUACUAAUCCACCACUACCAUCAUAUGCUCAAACCGCAUCCACCAAACCCACUCAGGUCGCAUCCAUCCUGUUUUCCACCCUCCCUGCCUCGCCCUCUCAUGACUCACUUCUCGGCUCUGUCCCCGCCAACAAGAUUAUUGGUGUGUCUUUCCCAUCCAAACAAUCUACAAUGCAUGAGAUGCAUCUUACCGACUCUACUACAUGUCUGGACAUUUGCUCCAAAGGCUUCCUGGUCAAUGAUGAACGGUUUUUCCCUUCCCAAGGAAUAUCUACUGGUACCAAAACUCUUCACCUCUACCUCACAAAUCUCCCCUUCCUCCCUUGUCAAGACCUUGAACAACUCAUUAAGGACAGCCUUGCCAAGUAUGGUAUUAUCCACGAAAUUGGCAUCUAUCUUCGUCGCAGUUGCUUUGAUAGCACUGGAUACGCCUACAUCGAACGACCCCCAACACCCACAACAUCGCUUCUCCCCUUAUCGUACAAGAUCCCCACCUCCGACUCCACCCAUUUCCUGGCUACAUGGACACGCAUGGGUUCUCACUGCAUGUAUUGCCAUGCCAUGAGCCACAACAUCGAAGCCUGUCCUAUCCGCCCCCAAGACUCCCGCAAAUGUUUUACCUGCCAUGAAACCGGUCACCUUCAAAACACAUGUCCACAAACACCUGCUACAGAAUCCAGACUGUCCAAACGCUCCCGGAAACUACCUAGGACUAUUUUGUCUGCCCAAGACCCAAAGACCCACCCACCACCUCCCCCAGCCCCACACCCUGACUCUGCAUCCCAAUCUAAGACAGAAAAACCUCUGACAACGUCCCUCUCCAAGACAACCCAACCAAAGCGCACCUACGCUACACGCGCAUCCCCUGGCGUAGAAACCGCCAAUCCUUUCGUGGUACUCGCUGAAAUCUUCAAGGCAGCCGAAUCUCACGUGGCUCAAACUCAGGAGAAAUCUGACACCAACCCCGCCAAUCCCCCGUCCACUCCUCUUUACCACAACCUGCAGACUGCCUUAAUCCCAGAGGGCUCCGGUUCCAGUCCCACCAUCCUUGACAAAGAAUUUCACGAAAGCACCUUCAGUGAUGCUGACAGCACCCCCUCCUCCAACAACGAAAUGGAGGAUACCACUACUCCCCAAUUAUGGUUAACAUUGCCACUCUGA
This is a messenger RNA of Phycomyces blakesleeanus NRRL 1555(-), 1239 nucleotides long. Its product is annotated as CCHC-type zinc finger transcription factor. Gene Ontology annotation, molecular function: zinc ion binding; nucleic acid binding. Lineage: Eukaryota; Fungi; Mucoromycota; Mucoromycetes; Mucorales; Phycomycetaceae. The coding region runs from base 1 to 1239 and encodes 412 amino acids. The record is from RefSeq and is a predicted model, not a curated record. The transcript is spliced from 2 exons.